GUUGCCCCAACUGUUCUCAUAUAAGACAGACUGUGAAUCCACUCUGUCCUAAUAGCUACCUGGCUGCAGGACAGAAGUGCUACCGAGAUGGACUCCUGGAUCCUCCUCCCAUUGAUGGUUCUAAGCAGCUACUGUUGCUAUGGCAGCCUCUGCUGCCCUCACGUGUGCAUAUGCCACUUUUCCAGCAAUGCUACUGAGGUGGUCUGCAGCAACAUCGCUUUCACGGUCUUUCCCUACGACCGUCUUCCCAGCAACACCACCUCUCUGUUUAUUGAGUUCACCAACCUGAGCUCUAUAUUUGCCCACCAGUUGGAGGCUGUACCCCUCUUGCAGGAACUGCACCUGUCUGGGAAUCAGCUCAGUAGUCUUCCAGAAGACCUGUUGAAGGGUCUGGUCCACCUGCACACGCUGGACCUCACGGGAAACCGGCUAGAACGUCUGCCAGCUGCAGUGUUCAACCACGCGCCACUGGUGAACCUGGUGCUCAGAGAUAACAUGCUCCUCACAGCUGAUGCUGAGUGGCUCCCUGCCUCCAGCAAUAUCACCUGGCUGGACCUGGGAGGGAACCGCCUGAGCUCCAUGCCCACCAAGCUGCUGCAGGACCUAACAAAGCUGGAGAGGCUAGACCUGAGCAACAAUCGCUUGGAGAAGCUGCCUGCCGGGAUCCUAGAUUCCCUUCCCAACCUGCAGAGGCUCCACCUGGAGGGGAACAGGUUGAGCUCCGUGGACCAAUCCGCUUUCCAGCACUCCUCCAACCUAACACAUCUGUUCCUGCAGGAAAACCAGCUGUAUAAGUUGCCCGCCGCCCUAUUCCAGGGUUUGCACCAUCUGGAAGUUCUGAGCCUCAACGACAACAAGCUCUGUUCUCUGCAGUCUGGCCUUUUGGACAAGCUGCCCGCUCUGGGGUCUGGUGCCGGCCAGGGGGUGGACCUCUCUCAAAACCCCUGGGAAUGCAAGGUAGAUGUGGUUUACCUCUGGAAGUGGCUGCGAGACCACCAGAAAGUAGUGUUUUUCCCAGAGAACAUACAGUGUGACAGUCCUGAAUCCCUCAAGGGAAGGCCUAUCUUGUCCCUUACUGAAGAAGAGUUAAAGACAGAAUAGGAUGCCAGGUAAUGCACACCAAGGGGAUGUGAUUCUCUUUGCAGACUUCCCAAAUCUGAAAAUAGCUGCAUGGCACUCUCUUUGCUUGAAAUUAUGUGGUUAUUUAAGCUUAAAGAUAAUGGAAUCGAAUAACAGUAGAUUUGUGCUUUUUUAAAUAGAUAGCUGUCAGUUUCAGCCACUUGAGUUUUGGUUUCAUUAAUGUUUUUCUUUGAACAAUGAAUCCAGAAGGCAUUACAAUACAUUUACUCCUCGCAAACAAAUUUAAGGCUCAUCUUGUCACUCUUACAUUUGGCGAUUUCUGUUAAAUUCUAUUUAAUUUCUAAGACACAUCUACGUCAACACCAGAAGUGAAAAACUCUCCCCUCCCACACGUCUAUGACACUGUGAGUCCAAUAGGUAGCGUUUCUCUCCUGCUUGGCCCUUGGGUUCUCCAAACACUUCACCGGGCUCAGUGUCUUUCUAAAGCCCUGUUUUUCAGAAGCUGAAAAGCCCAAACGCACCCCUUUGACUGUAUAGCACGUUGUGGUCAAUCACGAUUCUGAGCCAUGCUUCCUUCCCCUUUACAUAAACACACAAUUCGUAUUAAUAUUUGAAAAAGAAAAACAUGUUUUAUUCAUCUCCAAUGCCACCAGAGGGGGCCAGACUCAGAGCGACUGAUCGUUCGUUGGCAAUGUAUUCAAGUCUGAUUAUUCAAGUUGAGUGAUAUAUUAUAUAUGACAGCAAACUGCUUAAUACUCAUUGUAUACAGCUUGUAAUAGGCACUUACAUA
Paramormyrops kingsleyae is the source of this 1870-nucleotide messenger RNA. RefSeq lists its product as uncharacterized. The record is from RefSeq and is a predicted model, not a curated record. Gene Ontology annotation, cellular component: plasma membrane. Lineage: Eukaryota; Metazoa; Chordata; Actinopteri; Osteoglossiformes; Mormyridae. Gene Ontology annotation, molecular function: protein binding.